Oryzias melastigma (Indian medaka) is the source of this 2962-nucleotide messenger RNA. It is a transcript of the gene akap8l, whose product is annotated as A kinase (PRKA) anchor protein 8-like. Bases 175 to 2172 code for a protein of 665 amino acids. Gene Ontology annotation, molecular function: DNA binding. The transcript has 13 exons. Gene Ontology annotation, cellular component: nucleus. The record is from RefSeq and is a predicted model, not a curated record. Lineage: Eukaryota; Metazoa; Chordata; Actinopteri; Beloniformes; Adrianichthyidae.
UCCAGACUAACCGUGUUCUUCCUGGGAAGUACGUAAGCAGCUGGAGUUGAUCACGUAACAGCGCAGCCUGCUGCUGCAGAACAGUACGCUGAAAUCCUCACUUGGGAAGACAUCCCGUCUUCCUUUUCGUUCCUCUUUCUUCAUUGUAUUUGCCUAAACGGAUACGAGGGUGCAAUGGAUGGCAGAGGUUACGGUUCUAGUUACUCCAGCUGGGGAAGUGGAGGUUCAGGCAACAGAGGUUCUGGUGGCUUUGAAUCAUAUGGUGGAGGCUAUAAGGACUCCAUGUCUGGCUCUGGAAGCUUUGGAGGAGGCAGCCACAUGAAACGAGGGAUCUCCGGUGGAUCUCCGCUUUCAUCUGGAGGCACACACGCGGAUGCAGUUAUUGCCAAGAUUAACCAUCGCCUGGACAUGCUCAGUCAGUUCGAAGGAGGAUUUAAGGGGCCCAGAGGAGACGGGUUUGACCAGUACGAGUCCUUCGACUCGCGCACAUCUGCCCUCCCCUCCCGAGAUCUCUACAGAUCUGGUGGCAGUAGCUUUGGUUUUGGGGAUGUCCGUGGAGACGGCAUGCUGUUGAAUCAGCAAGGAGGCUCGAGCUUCGGAGGGGGAAUGGGGCUGGGGGGAGCAGGAGGAGGCUUUGACAGCCCUUCCUCUGGCUAUGGUGUCGCCAAAAUGCGACAGAAUAUGAGGGAGUCCUUCGCCAGUGGCCAAGGAGGAGGUUCUGGAGGUGGAGGAUGGGUUGGAGCAAACCGACGUUCCCCCAGAAGGGGUGGAAGUGCUGGGGGUCGAGGAGGCUUUGGAGGCCGCAGGUCUGACCCCACUCCAUUAGGUGGAGGUUUGCGGGGAAGUGGCAGCGGUGUUCAGUCCCAUGGCGGCUACUCUCCAGGAGGUGGUAGAGGAAAGCUCCCAUCCCUCCUGUCCAACCGCAUGUACCCUGAGAGCGGGGGCUUCCAGGGUUCUGCUGCAGGGCCUCACGACUUUCCUGGGAGGCAUUUUGGAGGGGGCCCAAGGGCUGGCCGCCAACGAGGCCGCAAGAGACCCCUCAACAAAGCGAAACCGCAGGGCGACUUUCAGAAGAAGAGAAAGACUCCGGCAGAAGGCGAUGAGCCCGAGUCCAAGAUGAACAAGAAAGAGGUUGAGGGGACGGAAACGACACAAGCAGAAGAACCAGAUAAAGCCGAUGACAAAGCAGAGACGGAAACUGAUGGCACACAGCCCACUGAUGGAGGAGAUGCAGCUGCUCCCAAACAAGAUGAAAUGACAAAGCCUCAUGGAAAACAGAGCCAAGCCCAAGCUCCGGAGAAGCAGCCCAAAUCCAGGAAGAGGAGAGGAUUCCUGGAGAGGGUGAUGUUUGCAUGUUCCGUUUGCAAAUUUCGCUCCUUCUACAAAGCCGAUAUGGAAGUUCAUCUUGAGAGCCGCUUUCACAAGGAGCACUUCAAGUUCCUCUCCAGCCAGCUGUCCAAGCCCACCACAGACUUCUUACAGGAGUACCUGAAAAACAAGUUUAAGAAAACAGAUGAGCGGGUCAGCCAGAUGGAAAACCACAGCGCUGCUAUCUGCCAGAUGUACAGAGAGCAGGACUUGACCAGGGAAUUGGGCAUGGAGCACUUCAUGAGGAAGGUGGAGGCAGCUCACUGCUCCGCGUGUGACGUCUUCAUUCCCAUGCAGCCCCACCUGAUCCAGAAACACAUGAAGUCUCAUGACCACAACUACAACCGGAAGGGAAUGAUGGAACAGUCCAAGCGAGGUUGUCUGUCGGUUGCUCGGAGCAUUCUUAACCACAAACUGAUCGGCAAGAAGCUGGAGAGUUACCUCAAGGGGGAAAACCCGUUUGUUGGUAACCAGGACGAGCAGGAUCCAGAGGACGGGAUGGCGAACGAAGCGGCGGAGGUGACCAGUGAGGCAGCAGCCGGUCAGGCAGAGGUCAAAGAUGAAGCUGUGCCUGAGGUAGAGACUGUCAAAGAAGAGAUGGAGGAGGUGGAGGUGGAACCAGCUACAGCUGCAGUAAAAGAAGAACCAGAAGAAGAGGAGGGGAACAUGGAGCAGGAGAACGCAGAAAUGGAGGGUUUUGAAGUGGGAGAGGAUGAAGACGAGGGAUACAUCGUACACAAUGAGUUUGAGGAAGGGGGGUUCCAGGAUCCCGGCGAGGAGGACGAGGGGGCCAACGUUGCCUAAGAAGAUAAAGUUCAUGAAUUACUUUUGCACCCUUUAUUUAAUGUGUAACUUUUUUCACCAGUAUUUUGCCUCUAUCAUCCUUUCCCCAAAACUACCCUACCGUCUGCAUCCGAGGGCCGGACAAAACCAGUAGCACAUCAGCAGUUAUUCUAGCGCCAUCUGCAGUUCAGAUUCAGCUUUGCAGAUGCAUGUAGGAGCAGCGUUUCAUCCAGCAGGAAUCUGUGUGCUGGUUCCAUCCUACCGAAGAGAUGCUGCACAUCUGCUUUCAAGAUGUUCGUCCACUAGAAAGAGGCCCAUCCAGUCUGCAUAAACACAUGCAAUAGAGCCUGCCAGGUCCUUCCUUUGGUUUUUGGGAAUAUUAAAUGUUUUGAACACUUAGUUUUAUUGCUGACAUUAAAAUUCAGGAAUGCAAAAAUGAAAGUAUUGUCAAACGUAUGACUUCCAAAAGUAUGCAUGACUUCCCACCAAUUUGAUGUAGAUAUUUAGGUAGACUCCUUUUUACAUUGGGCUUUUUGUCUUAAGUCUCUGUUCACUCUGUUCUUAACUGCAGUUGAAACGUUUGUGUUUGAAGACAUUUGUGAAUUCUGCUAAAGAUUUAACUGUCGCGCCUGAUUUCGGUGCCUUUUGUGAAGUGUUUGAGAUCUUUGGAAAUAUUUAAGUCAUCUGUAUGGUCUUAAGACAUCGCUUUCCUUCAGAGUUGAAACAGUGCCGCUGUGUUCAUUUGGAUGCAGUGAUGUUUAUUGAUAUGCCCCCAAGCAUCACAAUAAAAGAUUUUAAAAAGAAGAAAAAA